Dendrobium catenatum is the source of this 306-nucleotide messenger RNA. Its product is annotated as probable sulfate transporter 3.5. Gene Ontology annotation, biological process: transmembrane transport. Lineage: Eukaryota; Viridiplantae; Streptophyta; Magnoliopsida; Asparagales; Orchidaceae. Bases 10 to 264 code for a protein of 84 amino acids. The record is from RefSeq and is a predicted model, not a curated record. The transcript has 3 exons. Gene Ontology annotation, cellular component: membrane.
AUAUUUGAUAUGGGUGGCGUGGCUGCCAUUGACAACACUGGCAUCGGAAUGCUAUUUGAAGUCUAUAGGAUGCUUGGCAAGAAGAUGAUCCAGAUGGCAAUAACAAAUCCAAGGGGGCAAGUGGUGGAGAAGCUGAUGGCAGCUGGUUUCAUUGAUGUUGUUGGAAAGGAAUGGAUAUUUCUUUCCAUCCAAGACGCCGUAUCAGGAUGCAAUUUUGCUCUUGAAGAAGGUAAUAAGAGGAAUGGGAAGCAAGAGCAUGCUUAGCUUCUUCAUUUUCGUUAUGCUGAUGCUGUGACUUACUUCACA